Messenger RNA from Paramuricea clavata, 4279 nucleotides. NCBI's taxonomy places the organism in Eukaryota, Metazoa, Cnidaria, Anthozoa, Malacalcyonacea, Plexauridae. The record is from the annotation of a GenBank genome assembly.
AUGGCAAGCAAAAAAGUGAUAUCUGUCAAUGAAUCGUCGGUAAGUUGCAGUAAUUUUUACAUUUGUCAAUUUUCUGGAAAGUUUAGAAAGUAUUCAUGUUGUUUCUUUAGCUUGUUGACUUAAAAGCGGAGCUUUACCGCAAAGAAACGCAGUUGAAACGCGAAAAAGUUGAUAAUACUCAGCCAAAGGUACCUACUCAGACAGUACAUUUAUACAUAGAAGUCUUGUAUAUGAACUAUAUUAACGGCAUUUUCUUAUAUAUCAACUGCAAGAGCUGUAUUAACAGUCAGGCCUUUUUAAUACAGACACUGGAUAGAAUACAGGACAUACAGGCACACAGCAUAUUUGUGUCCAAAUUAUGUCCAUAUUAGAGUGGUGUCCGUUUUAUGGAGGUUUUCUUUGAAUAAAAAAAUAUAUGAGAAUAAUGUUUAUCAGGACAUUAAAAAUUGUCUAUCAGAGUCGUGUCUGUAAAGGUACGUUUACACACUGCGAUUUGUGCAUGAUUCAUAUUCUGGCAUCAGGGCAGGAAAAAAUUUUUUUUUUCCUGGGAGCACAACCUGGAGACAAAAAUUUCCUGCUUAGCUGACCAUGGUUUUAAAUUCAAGAAUGUCUGUCAACUGUAUGUUGUUGCACCCAUAGUGAGACAUGGGUGUUUAGGUUUCCUUCAAUUUUUCAAUAGCAAAUCUAAAUUCAAACAAAUUUCCUGCAACUCUUUAACAUUUCCUGCGAGCAUUGCUUGCGUGCUCGCCUAUUUUUUCCACCCCUGUCUGGCAUAUCAAAGUUACUGCUGGUCUACAAUUGCUCUUCAUUUUAUAGUUUAUGGCAAAAUUUGAAAUGGAACCUUUAUAACACUUACAUGCACUACCACUUUGCAUGCGACAGAAUAUGAAUCGUAGACGACAAAUAGCAGCAUGUAAACAUUAGCCUAAUGGAGGUCUGACUGUACUUGUUAUUAAUUCUUAAAUCUCAGAAAGCACCAAUUUGGCGAAAGAAGAAGAAAGAAUCCAAAAGAAAGGAUGGAAAGACCGAAAAGAUCACAUCAACAGAUAGUACUUAUGAUAAAGAAUUAGAAAAAUCAAGGUUGCCUGAUGAUAUAUGUAAUUUUGUGCAUAUAUUUAAAAUUAUUAUGUAAUAACAUUAAAUUCUGAUUUAUGUCAAAUCAUUCCAGGCUAAUGUUAGAAGCCAAAUCGGCACUGUAUGAUAAAUUAUCUAAUGGAGAUAUUGAAGGUAUUACAUAGUCUGGUUUAGUUAAUAAUUGUUUAGUAGAGGAGCCACCUUAAUAUAGAGUGUUAAAGUAAUGUAUGUCAUCUCAUAUGAACUGUUUAUGUACAUUUAGCCACCUUAAUUUAUAUUGUUAAGGUGAUGCAAGCCACCUUAAUAUAAAGUGUAAAAGUACAGUGAGCCACCUUAAUAUGAAUAUUGAUCAUAUAAAUUGGGUCACCUUGAUAUGAACUAUCCACUUUAAUAAACUAGUGAAGCCAUAGCCACCUUAAUAUUUGUUAUAUAAAGAUGUACAUACAGUGAGUAACCUUAACUUAAGUAACUGCAGACAGUAGAUAACCACCUUAAGUUAAUAAACUGUAGAUAUAGAGUGAGCCACCUUAACAUUCUUUCACCUCCUUAGUCCCUUCAGAUGAAGAUGAAGAGGAUGGAAGAUUCUUAGUAGACUUUCAUCAGAAAACUUUACCAAAGGUAUAUCAAAUAGUCCUUAUCUUUAGUAUUGAUUUAAUCCCCAGGGGCUGCUCUCUUAGUAAGUUUCUGUAUUUCUGCACAUCUAUUUGUUUCAAAACUUCAGAAAAAAACUCUCAUUGAUAACAAGUUGUUGAGAAAUUUGCUUUGAAUUUUGGGUUACCCUAAGGUUUAGACCAAGUAAUUAUUACUUUGACAGACUGUUGAAAAUGAAGAUAAGAAAGUCAUUGAUAGUUCUCAAGAGAUCCCGCCAGCUGGGAGCCCUGAUGAAGAGUGGUGAGUUAAAGACGCUGGGGCUACUUGUUAAGAGUACGGCACUUUUCAUGCAUGAACUAUUGAACUGCAUUUCAUGCAUGAACUAUUGAACUGCAUUUCAUGCAUGAACUAUUGAAGUUAAAUCAAAAUUAAUGUACAUAGUGCUCCAUGUGCCAUUUAGGGUAGAAUAUGUAGACUCCUUUGGGAGAUCAAAGAUGUGUUUGAGGAAAGAUUUGCCACAAAUGAAGGAAAAAGAUGGAAAAGUUAAAUUGAAAUCUUUGGAAGAAAGGUGGGCAUCCUGCUGUAUAUUUUUAUGCCUAUUGUGAGAAUAAAGAAAAACAAAAUUGUCUUAUUUCUCUCGUUUUUAUGAAGCAAGCUAACGUUGUUGUCUGAUGAUAUGAGACGAGAAUUAAUGAGAAAGAAAUGGGAGCAGGAAGUGCAGGAAGCUUUGGAUAAACCGGAUGGUCCAAUACAUUACCAAGACAUGUUUGAUGGUGAGGGAUAACUCGGAUCUAAAUAGAAAAUUGGGUUUGCUCAAAACUUUCAAUGUUCAUAGGUUUUAGUAAUGUUUGAACUAAAUUGAGAAAAAAUGUUUGAACUAAAUUGAGAAAAAAUAUUUUUGUAUUAGAAACACGCGAUCAUGGUGUUGGUUACUACCAGUUUUCCAAAGUUGAGAAAGAAAGAGAAGAACAGCAAAGUGCACUUAAUAAAAUGAGAACACAGGUAAUUAUAUCAUUUAUGUGAACGAUCUUUCUGUAAAGUCCGAGAGAAGAAUUGCAAUUGAAAUUAUUUUUCCUUCGAGUGAAAAAGUUGAUCAAGAAUUAUGAUGAGGUUUUAAAAAACCUACAAUAUCUGAUAUAUUACAUUAUUUAUGUACUCCUUUGAAUGACACCAUUGCUAUCCAUAUACCAAAUACUUUAAACACUGCCUAAACCUUUGAAGCGAUACAAAAAUGGUGCUACUAUAUUGUAGACUGAACAACAACGAAGCAAGCGCGAAAAACUCUUGGAGAAACGGAAGGCGGCGAUGGACGCACGUUUAGCAAAAAUACGAGAACGAAAACAACGGAAAUUGCACGAAGCAGGAGUGGUUGAGAACACGCAAGAGCAGAACGAGAACACGCAAGAGCAGAACGAGAACACGCAAGAGCAGGGCGAGAAAACGGAAGAAGUUUCAAGUGAAAAUGAGGGAAAUGAUGAAAUGUCCAUUGGCGCGAUGGUGGAGAGAAUACGAAACAAGAGUACGAAAGUUGAAAAGGCACAUUUGAAUGAAUGGGAGAGAGGAAAAGUUGGUAAGAAUGAACGACGUUAUGAUUCAUUUUCAAGUGAACGAAAGUGUAAUAUGGCAAAAAUAUUGGAUUUGUUGUCGAUUGUUUUUUAUUAUACUAUAUAUCAUACUGCAAGUAUCGAUAUUUCUUAUUGAAACAUCUGCUGACGAAAGACUUCACUCGAAACAUGAGAACUGAGGAUUAAUCUAAAGAGUUUUAGUUUUUUAGUUAUAAUAAGCUUUCGUACAUUUAUACGAGGAGUUAAACAACAGAGCAAACUCCAAUCAAGUUCAAACACCAAGCACGGCAUAUUAAGAUCAGAGUAUUAAGAAUUUAAGAUGCCAUUUGUUUGUGAUAUUUUUCAACUACUGAGAUGUAUUCAGUUAAUGUUGUUUUUUUUUCUUUAAAGAUCUUGAAACAUUCGAGAAACCGAAAAGAAAGACGCCAAGCUACGACCCACGAAGUGAACGAGAUCCAGAAUUCGCUCCACCUUCGUUCUACACAAACGAGAAGAAAAACUGUUCGAGAAAAACUAACUGGAAAGCAGACAAUCAAAGAGCAGGCAUUGCUAUAAAUACAGAGGUUCUGAAUAGCCAUGCGCAAGCAACUGGACAUAAUUUGAACAAUCAACCAACAUCGGAAAUGUGUUCAAAUAUCUCAAACUCUUCGACAUCUCAAACCUCAAUAGCCCAAAAUUAUCAAGCUUCCUUUGAUUCCACGUCUUCUAAUAUUCAAAACACGAAUUCUUAUUUUCAAAGCAUGAAUCCCAACGUUGCAAACACGAAUCCCAAUCUUCAUAACACGAAUCCAAAUGUUCAAAACACGCAUCCCAUUGUCCAUAGUGGAACGAAUCCUUAUGUUCACAGCACGAACUUCAGCGUUCAGAACACGUUUCCCAAUCUCCCACCCCCUCCCAUUCACACUUUCCCACCUCCCAACUUUCCUCCACCAUUAUUGCCACCACCAUACCAGUUACCACCACAAUUUCCACCAAACAUGCCAUAUCCGCCUUAUUACCCCCCACCAUUACCCAAUAACCAGCAAUAUCAUAAUGAUGUACCCCAAUAA